CUCUCUCUAGCUCAUCUCUCCACGUUUUUGUAAAAUCACAGACAGACGGCUGAGAGAGUCAUCAUCCCUUGGAAAAGUGAAAAAGAGAAAAAAAGGUUUCUUCUUUUAUCCAUGGAUGGUAAACGAACGGUUGACCGUAUGGUUUUGCCUAGAAAAGCAAGCGGCCAUGUACUACGUGAGAAUAUGAACAAGAGAGAAGAUGAAAAGAGUGUCUCUUUCUGCAGCCGGAUUGGUUGUAGUGCUAAGGUAUCUCACACCAAGGGAACUAGGAUGGAUAAUAAUACUAAACUUGGUUCCUCCUCACAUCUCGAACCCCGGGUGGAUUUGGAUACUAGUCAUAGCAGGCCGAGCAGUAACAGUGGCCCAUCACCUUCACGCUCUAUGGUGAGCCAGGAUGGUUUGAGUCGCUACAACAUUAAUGGAAUCGCAGAGGUAUUGUUGGCUCUGGAAAGAAUUGAGCAUGAUCAGGAUCUUACAUACGAGAGACUGGCUUUUUUGGAGACGAGUCUAUUCUCAAGUGGGAUGAUCAGAUUCUACGAUGAGCAUAGAGAUAUGAGGCUUGACAUUGAUAACAUGUCAUAUGAGGAGCUACUAGCAUUGGGGGAUAAAAUGGGUACAGUGAGCACAGCUCUAAGCGAAGAAGCACUGAAUAAGGAUGAUAUCAAGUGCAAUGUAGCAUAAAUGGUUGUAGUGAAACGAAAAUGAGGUUAAAUGUUAUAUAUAAUAUACGCUAUUCAGGAAGAGUAUGUUGAUGGAGAUGAAGUGGGGAGUAUGCCAUGUGAACAUAUGUUCCAUGUGAGCUGUGUACAACAAUGGCUACGGAUGAAGAACUGGUGUCCUAUCUGCAAAACCUCCGCAGAAGAGAAGUCGUUGUAGCGACAGUGCCACACUCAACUUUAAGCUUUGUGAGAUGGUUCCAAGAUGAUCAGAUACGUUGUUUCUUCUUCUUCUUCACCAAAUACUUGUCUGACUCUACAUCAUCUUACUCUCUCUCUCUCUUCUUUUGUACAUAAA
This is a messenger RNA of Brassica oleracea var. oleracea, 1014 nucleotides long. RefSeq lists its product as uncharacterized. Gene Ontology annotation, molecular function: ubiquitin protein ligase activity. The transcript is spliced from 5 exons. The record is from RefSeq and is a predicted model, not a curated record. Lineage: Eukaryota; Viridiplantae; Streptophyta; Magnoliopsida; Brassicales; Brassicaceae. Bases 112 to 681 code for a protein of 189 amino acids.